Pseudopipra pipra is the source of this 4553-nucleotide messenger RNA. RefSeq names its product SRY-box transcription factor 13 (gene SOX13). Gene Ontology annotation, biological process: cell fate commitment; regulation of transcription by RNA polymerase II. Gene Ontology annotation, molecular function: RNA polymerase II cis-regulatory region sequence-specific DNA binding; DNA-binding transcription factor activity, RNA polymerase II-specific. The transcript has 14 exons. Bases 759 to 2594 code for a protein of 611 amino acids. NCBI's taxonomy places the organism in Eukaryota, Metazoa, Chordata, Aves, Passeriformes, Pipridae. The record is from RefSeq and is a predicted model, not a curated record. Gene Ontology annotation, cellular component: nucleus.
GAUGAAGGCCCUCGUGGGGCAGCUCUUGACACACCAGCAGAAAAAUCUGCUGCUGGAAUGUGAAGCAGCACCAGCAGCUGGAGCUCCCCGUGCCCUGAAUUUGGGCAGCAGCAGCUGAGGGGGCGAGUGGCUCCACGGAGCCUCUGUCCCUCCAUGUCCCUCCAUGUCCCAGCACGUGGCAGCUCAGGCACAAGGAUCUGGUUAUUGCAGCUCAGAAUCCCAAACAAAGACACCCCGAAGGUUUCCAGGGCGCUGGUGUCUGUGGGAUGUGGAGCAGAAGCACAGCCCCAUGAUUUUUGGGUGCCACUUGUGAGGGGCACCAGGGCUGGCCCUGAGCAUCCUUUGGUGCUCACCUGUGCUCCCGGCUCUCCUGGGAAACACAAGAUGGGAUUGCCCCCCACAAAUGGGAGCCUGGAAGAAUAAGGACUUUAGUGGAAGGUGUCAAAUGGCACGAGAAGCUCUGGGGUGGGGGGUUAUGGACGGACCUGGGGCUGAAAUAGCAGCAGGUCCUGCGUGUGCCCAACACCACCCUGGGGUGGCGAAUGGAAAAAGGGUUUGGAAAGCUCUUCCCUCCCAGCAGCCCUGGCCGGGAGGUGCAGGGCAGGUCGUGGCGAGGUGGGUGAGCCCCGUGUUGGUCUUUUUUUCUGAGCAGGAGAGGAAAAGGGUCAGAUGUCUUCGCCCUCCGUCAUGCGAUAGGAAAGUAUUGUUUGCGGAGCAGCGAGUCAGCCGUGCCCCCCGCUCUGCCUGGAAACGCUGAGAUGUCCAUGAGGAGCCCUGUUUCCCCCCACCUGGAGCUGGAUGGAGUGGGCAGCAUGGUGAACUGCACCAUCAAGACGGAGGAGAAGAAGGAGGGCGGCUACGAGUCCCCUCCAGGGGCUGCCCCCAGCGCUGAGCCCCGUCCCAACGACCCCCCAGGGCCACCACCGAGGGACAGCACUGACCCCCAGGCCCUGCCACAGGAGUCCCGCUCUCCCGCCGGGGAUGUGCCCGAGCCCCGGCGCUCCGCCUUCGAGCCCGCCGGCAGCGGCCAGGACAAGCUGGACUUCAACAGGAACCUGAAGGAGGUGAUGCCAACCAUCGAGAAGUUGCUCUCCAGUGACUGGAAGGAGCGGCUGCUGGGCCGAAACUCCGCCGAGUCCAAGGAAGUGAAAGGAACCCAGGAGAGCCUGGCAGAGAAGGAGCUCCAGCUCCUCGUCAUGAUCAACCAGCUGUCCACGCUGCGGGACCAGCUGCUGACGGCCCACUCGGAGCAGAAGAACAUGGCCACGAUGCUCUUCGAGAAGCAGCAGCAGCAGAUGGAGCUGGCGCGGCAGCAGCAAGAGCAGAUUGCCAAGCAGCAGCAGCAGCUCAUCCAGCAGCAGCACAAAAUCAACCUGUUGCAGCAGCAGAUCCAGCAGGUCAACAUGCCCUACGUGAUGAUUCCUGCCUUCACCCCCAGCCACCAGCCCCUCCCCGUCACCCCCGACUCCCAGCUGGCACUGCCCAUCCAGCCAAUCCCCUGCAAACCAGUGGAUUACCCGGUGCAGCUGCUGCACAGCCCCCCUCCUCCCACGCUGAAGAGACCCGCCGGCCCGGGCCACCUCCAGAUGCAGGAGACCUCGCAGCCGCUGAACCUGACGGCCAAACCCAAAGGCUCCGACCUCCCCAGUGCCUCCAGUUCGCCCAGUUUGAAGAUGGGCGGCUGCCAGUCCCUCACGCCGAGCCACGGGGCCACCAGGGACCUGCAGACCAGCCCGUCCAACCUGCCUCUGGGGUUCCUGGGCGAAGGCGAUGCCAUCACCAAAGCCAUCCACGACGCGCGGCAGCUGCUGCACGGCCACGGCGCUGCCAUGGAGGGGUCGCUGGGCAACCCCUACCGCAAGGAGCACGUCGGGAUCGAUUCCUCCCCGGUGAAGGAGCGGAUGGAGGAGCCCCCUGCCCACCGGCUGGACGAGGCGCUGCUGACCUGUGAGAUGGACGGCUCCCGGCACUUCCCCGAGUCCAGGAACAACAACCACAUCAAGCGACCCAUGAACGCCUUCAUGGUGUGGGCCAAGGACGAGAGGAGGAAGAUCCUGCAGGCCUUCCCCGACAUGCACAACUCCAGCAUCAGCAAGAUCCUGGGUUCCCGCUGGAAAUCCAUGUCCAACCAGGAGAAGCAGCCGUACUACGAGGAGCAGGCGCGGCUGAGCCGGCAGCACCUGGAGAAAUACCCCGACUACAAGUACAAGCCCCGGCCCAAACGGACCUGCAUCGUGGAGGGGAAGCGGCUGCGCGUGGGCGAGUACAAGGCGCUGAUGAGGAACCGGCGGCAGGACGCCAGGCAGGGCUACGUGAUGGGGCCCCAGGGCAGCCAGGUGCCCCCCGGCUCCUCGGACGUGCUGUACCCGCGGCCCGUGGGGGUCCAGCUGCCGCCCCCCCUGAUGGAGCACUACCUGCCCCGCAGCGUGGACCCCAACAUGCCCGUCAUCGUCAACACCCGCAGCCUCAAGGACGAGGACGGCGGGGACGACGGGCACUCGGUGGCCGACGGGGACAUGUUCCGCUACAGCGAGGAGGAGGACUCGGAGGGCGACGACAAGAGCGACGGGGAGCUGGUGGUGCUGACGGACUGAGGGGGGCACGGGGGGCGCUCGGGGGGGGUGGCAGGGCUGGUUGGCACCACCGAGGAGGUCCCAGCGUCUCCUGCUGGGAUGGGGCUCGGCCGAAGGGAGCGUCGCUGCCCGCCCGCAAGCGGGUCCAUGAAGGUGGGCACUCAAAUUUGGGUGGUGGUGAGCGGUGGGGCUGUGGUUGGGAUGUGCUGGUGGCACUGGCAGGGUGGUGAGGGCUGGCUGGGCCUUGCCCCAGCGGCAUGGGGAGCUGAGGCCACCCCGCUUGCCAAUGUGGGUGCCACAGCUGCUGUGUUGUCACCCCCGAGGGGACCUGAGGGUGUCGGGCUGCAGGAGAAACUCCAGAGCAUCUCCCAGCCCUCCAGAGCCUGUGGUCUCACAGGGAGCCUCACCUGCAGCAGGUGCCAGCCCACUGCUGGGACACGGGAUGUGGACACGGGAUGGGGACACGGGAUGGGGACACGGGAUGGGGACAUGGGAUGGGGACAUGGGAUGGGGACACACUUGUCCCUCGCUCAGCCCGGCCUGACCUCCCCGCCGCGGUUCCCGCUUGGUCUUUUGAGCCUGCCAGCAAAUUCCCACAGAGCCAUUUUUAGCCCUCGCCUGGCCAGAGCUCCAGCCAGGGCUCCUGGGAGCCCUUUGUGCUCCUGACAGCUCUGGCCCACUUUGUAAAUAAAGCAGGGGCUGUUCCUGCUGUGCCAGCCCCCGGCCCCUGCCCUGGCUGUGGGGGGGCCCUGCCCGUCCAUCCCUGGGCACCUCCCAGAGGCUGCACCUGAGACCUGCACGGUGAGACCACAGAGGGAGGGGAAACAAUGGCCAAGAGAAAAAAAAAAGAAAAAGUAAUAAUCAUAAAAAAAUUACCUUGUCCCAGUCGGAGCCCGUUCCGGGGGUGUUUGGGGUGAGGGGUCGCUGUGCAGGGGAGGGACCCAGGGGUGAGUUCAAGGGGUCCAGGUGUGUGUGCAGUGUCUGGGUGUGCAUGAACAGUGUCCAGAUGUGCAUGUGCAGUGCCUGGGUGUGCAUGAACAGUGUCCAGAUGUGCAUGUGCAGUGCCUGGGUGUGCAUGAACAGUGUCCAGAUGUGCAUGUGCAGUGCUUGGGUGUGCACACGUGGUGUUUGGGUGUGUGUCCAGGCGUGCACAUACAGCAUCUGUGUGUGUGUGUGUGCAGUGUCUGUCUCUGCACAUACCGAGUGUGUGUGCAGUGUGUGUGCAUGCACAGUGGCUGUGUGUGCAGUCUGGCUGUGCAGUGUCUGGCUGUGUGUGCAGUGUCUGGCUGUGUGUGCAGUGUCUGGCUGUGUGUGCAGUGUGUGUGCAUGCACAGUGGCUGUGUGUGCAGUCUGCCUGUACACUCACGCUGUCCCUCUGCACAGGGUCCGUGCUCCUCCCUGUGGCCACAGCCAGAACAGUCUCCAUCUCUGACUCCAGCCUGGCACCGAGGGGACCCUGCUGGGGACACAGAAGCAGCCCUGUCCCCCCGGGCUCCAGGCUGCAGCAGAUGGGGGGGGACCAGCCCUGCAAAGGGGGGGUGGCAGCAGACCCCUGUCUCCAGCCCCAGGGUGGGGGUCUGGAGCAGAAACUUUGCAGCAUCAGGGCCCUGCUGCUCCUCUGCCGUUGGGACAUCCUUUAUCCAAGGAGCACCCUCACCUGCCCAGCAAACACCUCUGUCCUCUCUUGCCCUUUGCCAGUGCUUUAUUUAUUCCCCCUCCCUGUGCUGGGGUCCCUGGGGAAGGAGCCCCAGCUCCCAGGUUGGGAUGGGCUGUGCUGCAGAGGGACUGGAAGCAGAUGUGUCCCACAGCUGCAGCUCUUCCUGUCUCUUCCAUUUAUUUUUUUUUUUUAAAGAUUGUAAAUAUAGAUAGAGCUUUAUUUUGUUAAUAAGACGAUGAGUAACUUAACCUGUAUAUUUCACAUACCUGUUUACAAUCGUCCCCCAGUCCCCUGGCACAAUAAAGAUCACUUUUUGGAGCAGA